Patiria miniata (bat star) is the source of this 1438-nucleotide messenger RNA. Its product is annotated as cytochrome b-c1 complex subunit 6, mitochondrial-like. The coding region runs from base 68 to 349 and encodes 93 amino acids. The transcript has 4 exons. Gene Ontology annotation, biological process: mitochondrial electron transport, ubiquinol to cytochrome c. Lineage: Eukaryota; Metazoa; Echinodermata; Asteroidea; Valvatida; Asterinidae. The record is from RefSeq and is a predicted model, not a curated record.
CGUACCAAUCAGGCGCGGCGUAUUACAGGCCUAUACCGGCAAUUCGCAAGCAUCAAUAUCUUGCAACAUGGCGAUCGACGACGAAAGACUUUUCGAGAACGAUCCUCCAGAGGAAGAAGAAGAGGAGGAGGAAGAAGAUGAAGAGGACAUAGUGGAUCCUCGGGAUGAGAUCUUGGAAAAUUGCCGGGAAGACAGCCACUGCGCCGGUUUCAAGCAGGAAUUGGAGGUGUGCCAGGAGCGGGUGACCAGCCGCAGCAAUACCGAGGAGACGUGCACCCAAGAGCUGUUUGACUUCCUGCACUGCGUCGACCACUGUGCUUCCGAAAAGAUCUUCAAGCAUGUGAAAUGACGUGAACAUCUAGGCUACUGUUACUUCAAUUGAUCCCCAUACUCCCAGUGUACUCUUCAUCCCGAAUGCGCACACACACACACACCACAGGGUUUCAGGCACUUCAUUCUACAACGCAUCCACCAAACCUUGCUGCAUGUCAUGUAGAGAUUUCUUUUUCUAAAGAUUUGUCAGUGUUGGAAAAAUACAGAUGUCUUUACAGGACCCAAUUGCUUAAAGAAUUUAUGUUCUAAGCAAAAAUCCCCCCAAAAAUCAAACGGUCAAUGUAGGCUUUUAAUUGGUACAUGCAUUUGCAAUUGUUCUGUGUUUAGCGGUAUUCCGUGCUCAGCAGAUUGGUGGAAUAAGCUCCAAUGGCUCCGCUCAAAACACAAACUCUUGUCUUUUCCGCAACAAAAUUGUGAUUGUUGAGAACAAUAGGAAACAUGAUCAAGAUGUUGUAGCAUUGGAACACGGAUUCAUUUUUCAAUUACCGAAAUAUUCUUCAGAAGUAAUCUUUGAUAGAUUUGGGUAGUAACAAAACUGAAUUUUUUGUUGAUCAACCCUAUGCUGUUGAUAUUCAUUACACACUGUACAAUGAGUGGCUUAUGUCUCGCUAAAUGUGGGAUAGAAAAAAAACUUUCACAAAAUUGAUCAUUUUUCAAACUGUGAUUUUGACUGCAUACUUAAUUUCAGCACACAUGUAGGCUGUAACUUUCUGUAUUACAGUAUUUUGAACAUUUGCGUAGGUUGUAACUCUAGAUAUGGUGACCAUGGACCAUCACAAACGUUAACAUAAUAGGGUUAAAUACUGCAUCUGACAUCUAUAAAUUUAGCGUUCAAAUUACAUUCUCCAAAGACCGGUAUUAGGUUCAAAUGCCAAACGCAUUUGCAGCAUUUUGCUUUUCUAAAGUUCAUGGGUUGUCGAGUUGAAUUUGAAGGAACUACAGAAGCCGUCAUCUAAAGUUGCAUUGUUCGUUGAUGUUAGGCUGUAUUUAAAAGAUUAAAAAAGAAAUUGGAAUUCUUUUGAUUUUGAAGUUUUUGAUGUGGAUUGAAUGUGAAAUCGUUUUUAAGUUUUAGGAUACAGUUAUUAAACCAGAUUGGUAACAUUCA